UCCGAUUGUGAGGAACGGCGCGACCGAGCCAAUGAGAAGAGGCUGUGAGAGAGUGUAGGCGGGAUGUCCGCUGGCUGGGCGCUGCUGUAGGGUUCUCGGUUGUGUAGAGUCUCCGCUUGUUCCGCUGCUCCCCGGCCCAGAAACCCGCGCCAUGCUCGGUACUGACAAGCUGCCCAUUGAGGAGACGCUGGAGGACAGUCCUCAGACCAGGUCCCUGCUGGGGGUGUUUGAGGAAGAUGCCGCUGCCAUUUCCAGUUACAGUAACAAACUGUUUCACGCCAUGCGCAGGAUUUAUGAUGCCCAGAAUGAAUUAAGCGCUGCCACCCACCUGACCUCCAAACUCCUGAAAGAAUAUGAGAAACAGAGGUUUCCACUAGGUGGCGAUGAUGAGGUUAUGACUUCAACACUACAGCAGUUUUCCAAAGUGAUUGAUGAACUGAGCUCGUGCCAGGCCGUUCUCUCCACCCAAUUGGCCGACGCCAUGAUGUUCUCUAUUGGCCAAUUCAAAGAAAGGGAUUUGAAAGAAAUAUUAACACUAAAAGAAGUUUUCCAAAUUGCCAGUAACGAUCACGACGUCGCCAUCAACAGGUACAGCCGACUCUCCAAGCGCAGAGAGAAUGAAAAGACCAAGUUCGAGGCCACGGAAGACGUUUACACGGCCCGGAAGAAGCAGCACCAGACCAUGAUGCAUUAUUUCUGCGCAUUGAACACCAUUCAGUACAAGAAGAAAAUCGCCAUAUUGGAGCCGUUGCUAGGAUACAUGCAAGCGCAGAUCAACUUCUUCAAAAUGGGCUCAGAAAACCUGAACAGUCAGCUGGAAGAGUUCCUGAGCAACAUUAGUAGCAGCGUGCAGAGUGUCCGGAGAGAGAUGGACAACGACAUGGAGAACACGCAGCAGACGAUACAGGACAUGGAAGCUGCCAGUGAGCCAUUGUACUUGCCAGACCCCGACCCAAAGAAACUCCCAGUGAAUCGCAACCUGACCCGGAAAGCCGGUUACCUCAACAUACGCAACAAGACCGGCCUGGUGUCCUCGAGCUGGGACAGACAUUACUUCUUCACUCAGGGUGGGAACCUGAUGAGCCAGGCGAGGGGCGACGUGGCCGGGGGACUCGUCAUGGACAUAGACAACUGCUCGGUGAUGGCCAUCGACAGCGAGGAUCGGAGAUACUGCUUCCAGAUCACGUCGUUCGACGGUAAAAAAGCCGUCAUUUUACAAGCAGAAAGCAAGAAGGACUGUGAGGAGUGGAUUAGUACAAUAAACAACAUCUCCAAGCGGAUCUACCUGACGGACAAUCCAGAGGAAACGGCUGCCAGAGUCAACCAAUCUGCACUGGAGGCUGUGACUCCCUCCCCGUCCUUCCAGCAGAGGCACGAGAGCAUGCGGCCGGGGGUACCCUCCAGACCCCACGCCAGACGCACCAGCAGCACCGGAUCUAUUGGAUCAGAUUCGUCGGCCCUCACUGCUCUCUCACUGGACUCCAUUGUGGCGCCAGACACUCCCAUCCAGUUUGAUAUUAUUUCCCCAGUCAGUGAGGACCAGGCUGGGCAGCCGAGAACCCCGGGGCAGACUGGCAGGCGAACAAACCCAUUUGGGGAAUCUGGGGAAAAAUCUGAAUCUGAAGACUCCAUCCUCCACCAGUUGUUCAUCGUGCGGUUCCUCGGCUCCAUGGAAGUGAAGUCAGACGAAAACACGGAGGUUGUGUACGAAACCAUGCGGCAAAUCCUCGCGGCCCGAGCCAUUCACAACAUCUUCCGGAUGACCGAGUCCCACCUCCUGGUCACGUGCGACUGUUUAAAGCUGAUCGAUCCCCAAACCCAAGUCACGAGGCUGAGGUUCCCUCUGGCCAACGUGAUUGUAUACGGCACGCACCAGGAAAACAAGCGCCUCUUCGGCUUUGUGCUGCGCACGGCGGGAGGAAGGGCCGAGGGGAGGCCGCUCUCUGUCUGUUACAUCUUUGAGUCCAACAAUGAAGGAGAAAAGAUCUGUGAUUCAGUUGGGCUGGCAAAACAGAUUGCUCUUCAUGCAGAACUUGAUCGCAAAGUGUUGGAGAAACAGAAAGAAAUAGAGAAAGUCAAAGAGAAAAAACAGAAAGAAAUCAGCAAACAGAAACAGAUAGAAAAGGAUCUGGAAGAGCAAAGCCGUUUAAUCGCCGCCUCCAGCCGACCCAAUGCUGAGGGACAGUUUGUGGUUCUGAGCAGCAGCCAAUCAGAAGACAGCGAUGUAGGGGACGAAGGGAAGAAGAAGCGAGAGUCGGAAGCAUGAUGGAGAUAACGGGACGUCCUGUUGUUGCUGAAUUAAAGGCACAGGCGCAUGCAGGAAACACGCUUUUAAUAUUAAUUACUCUGAACGCCUUUCUAUUGAGUCGGUGCAAGAGCUCAUUCCUGCGAGAAGCGGCCAUGUUUUUUGCGGGAGCUGCCAUACUAACGUCAGGCAGAUACACGGCUGCAUGAUUUCCCCGGCUGGGGCCCCUACAUCAAGGAUAUUGUGAUGCUGCCUCCAUUUAAAGGACUUGCCCAGUACAAUUAAGGGGAAGAGCUGAGCCUGCUGGGAGUUGUAUGUGUGUGUCGACCUCGCCGACCUUAAUUGUUUCGUAAUGAAUCAUUGUUGUAACGAGACUCUGUUGUGACUCAAUUGUGAUUAAACCUUUUAAUUACUCGGGGGGAUGUAACACAUUUGCCCUCAAUGCCUCUUGCGCUAUCGAAUGUACUGGCUCCGCCCAGCAUGGGAAACACAAGGGAAGUCAGGGGUAUGGGUUAAAGGGACAGCUAACCUGAACAUUAAAUUUUAGUAAGCCUCAUUCUAAGUAA
Messenger RNA from Xenopus laevis (African clawed frog), 2811 nucleotides. RefSeq names its product adaptor protein, phosphotyrosine interacting with PH domain and leucine zipper 1 S homeolog (gene appl1.S). Gene Ontology annotation, cellular component: endosome membrane; cytoplasm; early endosome membrane. Gene Ontology annotation, biological process: positive regulation of transport; insulin receptor signaling pathway; signaling. The coding region runs from base 152 to 2266 and encodes 704 amino acids. Gene Ontology annotation, molecular function: protein kinase B binding; identical protein binding. The record is from RefSeq and is a predicted model, not a curated record. Lineage: Eukaryota; Metazoa; Chordata; Amphibia; Anura; Pipidae. The transcript is spliced from 22 exons.